GCUAUUAUUAUUUGCAAAUGAAGUACCUUGACGUCGAGUCGUUCAGAAACAUCAACUCGCUCUUGUCGUUCCCAACAACCAGCGGCGACCGGCAUGUGGUCGGCAGAGUUGAGGCAUAUUCAUGCAAGGCUGCAGGAACCGACAAGAAGCUGUACAAGUACUUGGAAAACAAGUACCAGGAAGACCUUGAGGAGGCCAAGAGCCUCUCGCCAGAGCAGAGCUCGUUGACUAACAUUAUUUCGCCGUUCGGCCCGCUGACACAAUCGGCAUCGAGGAAGACGCUGUUCUAUCUCAUUGGCACGCUGAACGCCAGCUUCCCUGAUUACGACUUUAGCUCGCUGAGCGCGGACCAGUUCGUCAAGGAGCCAUCGACUGGCGACACGAUCAAGUCAAUCAACACGACCUUGAUCAACGUCGGCUGCCCCGCUGGCCUGCGCACCAGCCGCAUGUGGGAUGUCAUCGACAACACUAUCAACAUCGACGAGUGCGACAUUUACACGUACACACCCGAUGCCGAGUCGGACCCGUACGAGGAGGACGGGCCGGUGUGGUCGUUCAAUUACUUCUUCUUCAACAAGCGCAUGAAGCGGAUCGUGUUCUUUACGUGUCGCUGUGUGAGCAAUCUGGACGAGCUCGAGACCUCGAGUGAC
This is a messenger RNA of Linderina pennispora, 650 nucleotides long. Its product is annotated as Maf1 regulator. Gene Ontology annotation, cellular component: nucleus. Gene Ontology annotation, molecular function: RNA polymerase III core binding. Gene Ontology annotation, biological process: negative regulation of transcription by RNA polymerase III. NCBI's taxonomy places the organism in Eukaryota, Fungi, Kickxellomycota, Kickxellomycetes, Kickxellales, Kickxellaceae. The transcript has 3 exons. The annotation marks the transcript as partial. The record is from RefSeq and is a predicted model, not a curated record.